Ichthyophthirius multifiliis is the source of this 777-nucleotide messenger RNA. RefSeq names its product ubiquitin-conjugating enzyme, putative. The record is from RefSeq and is a predicted model, not a curated record. NCBI's taxonomy places the organism in Eukaryota, Ciliophora, Oligohymenophorea, Hymenostomatida. Gene Ontology annotation, molecular function: ubiquitin conjugating enzyme activity. The transcript has 2 exons. Gene Ontology annotation, cellular component: nucleus. Gene Ontology annotation, biological process: ubiquitin-dependent protein catabolic process; protein polyubiquitination.
AAAACCAUAAAAAAAUUAAAUCAGAAAUGUAAAAAAAUGAAUAUAAUCCGACAAUAUGUACAAAAAGAAAACAAAAAGAUAUUACUAAAUUAUUAAUGAGUGAUUAUAAAGUAAAUGUUACUUAAGAAAAUACUAGUGCAUUUAUAGUUAUAUUUCCUGGCCCAAAAAAUACUCUAUAUUAAGAUGGAAUAUGGUAAAUACAUGUUUUAUUACCAGAAUAAUAUCCUUAUAGAUCACCUUCAAUAGGUUUUUUAAAUAAAAUAUUUCAUCCAAAUAUUGAUGAAGAAUCAGGGAGUGUUUGUUUAGAUGUUAUUAAUUAAUCAUGGUCUCCAAUGUAUGAUUUAAUAAAUAUUUUUGAUAUUUUUUUACCUUAAUUAUUGACUUAUCCAAAUCCCCAUGAUCCCUUAAACCCUUAAGCAGCUUCUUUAAUGAAUAAAGAUAUAUAAAAAUAUGAAGAAAAAGUAAAAGAAUUUGUUAGAUUAUAUGCUAGUGAGAAAUUAAGUAAGCAAUAAGAUAAAUUAGAUGAUUUGGGGAUUAGAAAGGUAUCAAAUAAUGAUGAUAAUAAUAGUGUUUUAAGUUAGAUUUCUCUUGAUAAUGUUAGUGAAUUAAGUGAUAACGAGGUUAGUAAUGUUGAAGUUAUUUAAUUUUAUGGGUGAAUUUUUAUAUUUUGAAAAAUAAAAAAAAUUAUUAUUUGUAAAUGAAUAAAAAUUUUAUUAAUAUUUAUUUUUAAAUAUAUUUUAGUAAAAUUAUUUAUUAAAUUUUUAUUUUAUGUAAAUA